Messenger RNA from Cylas formicarius (sweet potato weevil), 4269 nucleotides. It is a transcript of the gene mor, whose product is annotated as SWI/SNF complex subunit SMARCC2. Gene Ontology annotation, molecular function: histone binding; DNA binding. Bases 406 to 3261 code for a protein of 951 amino acids. The record is from RefSeq and is a predicted model, not a curated record. The transcript has 6 exons. NCBI's taxonomy places the organism in Eukaryota, Metazoa, Arthropoda, Insecta, Coleoptera, Brentidae. Gene Ontology annotation, biological process: positive regulation of DNA-templated transcription. Gene Ontology annotation, cellular component: SWI/SNF complex.
AAACGUAGAAUAUUUCAAGGUUGCCAAGUUAAACUGCCGUCAAAGCCGCCCUAGUAAUUUACACCACGUUACGGUUAGUUUUUGUUAGCUGGAAAUGUUUUGAAUUUUUUUUUUUAAAUUCAUAUAAUACAAAAGCAUUGUUCAAAAAAAAUAGGUAGCUAAGGAUCAAAUAUGUAUAGUUAUUUUGUGUGAUGUUCAGCAAACGUUGGCAUCAUGGCAAACAAAUGCAUCUAUGGCUUUGUCAAACGCGAGAUAUACGUAAGAAAAUGAGAAUUAAUAAAUAAAAAUGUCCACAUAUUUAUAAUAUUAAUAAAUAUCGGGGUGGUUGGUGGUGAAAGUGUGAGUGCGCAGCCUUAUUCAACGUAUGCGGAAAAAGUGUUUAGUGUGUUUUGUUGAACCGGAAAAAUGAUGUCCAUCGGUCCAAAAAUGGACGGUGGUCCAAAUACAAAAUAUUUUGAAUCUCCUGAGACUCUAACUGCAUUAGAAGGAGUGAAACAGUGGCUUCAAAAAAACGCCAAAAAGUAUUUACAAAAUGAGCCAAUAACAAAUAAGACGAUAUCGUCAACAACAGUACAGUUUUUACAAUUUCAAGAGGACUUUUUGGGGAAAAAAGCUCAAAAGCCACCUAUGACUAGAAUACCUGUAAAGUAUUUUUUAGAUUUCAAGCCUGGUGGUGGUUUAUGCCAAAUGCUCCUUGUUGCAUACAGGUUCAAAAGUGAACAUGGAUGGAGGAGAUUUGAACUUCCCUCUGGAAAGAAUACUUCUAAACUGGAUAAAGUUUUAGAAAUGUUCCAAGCAAUGGAAAAAGUGCUUAUACAAAAUAAAUUGCAUAUACCUCCUGUUGUUUACAUACAGCCCAAUAUAGAUAAAGCCAUUUACCAGAAAAUUAAAGAUAUUGUUAGGAGGCGAAAUGGUCAAGUGGUAGAGACAGAGGAUAACUGUACUCAUAUACUCUAUAAUAGUGUAGAUGCCCCUGUUGAAGAGUAUGGAAGGCCUGUAAUUAAAAGGGAUAAAAUGGUAAUGAUGCAUUGGUAUUAUUUUCCGGAUUCAUUCGAUACAUGGGUUAAUUUAGAAUCUGUUGGGUUGGAUGGAAUGUCAGUUGAUGCAUCUAGCCCUCAUUCAAGUCCCUGGCGUGUGACCCACUCUUGGAUUUUCGAUACUGAUCAAUAUAAUGAGUGGAUGUCUGAAGAAGACUAUGAAGUAGAUGAAGCAGGACGUAAGAAAAUACAUCCUAGGUUAAUGUCAGUUGAAGAUUUGAUGAAUCCAUCAGAAGAGAGGAAUAAAAAGAAGAGGGAAAGUAAAAGAAAAAGGUCUCCUUCCCCACCAUCAAAAGUAGGCAAAAGGAAAAGCGGUAGAAGUCCCGCUGUUGGUAAAAAAUCUAGUAAAGAAGAAGAAAGUGAAGAUUUGACCAAGGAUAUGGAAGAUCCAACUCCAGAACCAAAUGUUGUUGAGGUGCCUUCAGCUACACCAACUCAACCUCCUGCAACAAAGAAAGAUCAUGAGUUGCAGCCACUCAAAGGUGGUUCCAUCACAGAAUUGGAGGAACCAGAAGAUAAAGCUGAAGAAAACUCCCAAACUGGUAAAACCAGUGAUAGUAACACCCAAGAUGAUGGGCAAGAAGAUAAUGUUACAGAGCAGACACAUCACAUUAUAAUUCCUUCUUACUCUGCAUGGUUUGACUACAACUCAAUUCAUGAAAUCGAAAAACGAGCAAUGCCAGAGUUCUUUAAUGGAAGGAAUAAGUCAAAAACACCAGAAAUUUAUCUGGCCUAUCGAAAUUUUAUGGUGGAUACCUAUCGUCUGAACCCCACUGAGUACAUCACAAGCACAGCUUGCCGUAGAAAUUUAGCUGGAGAUGUGUGUGCCAUAAUGAGGGUACAUGCCUUUUUGGAACAAUGGGGUUUGAUAAAUUAUCAAGUUGAUACAGAUUCAAGACCUUCUGCCAUGGGUCCUCCUCCUACAUCCCAUUUUCAUAUUCUGUCUGACACCCCUUCAGGUUUGCAACCAGUAAAUCCACCUAAAACGCCUCAGCCAAGUGCUGCAAAGACACUAUUGGACUUAGAUAAAACCCAAGAUAUCAAGAAACUCGAACCUGCAGAACCUUUAUCUACAUUUGGAUUAAAGCUGGAUCAGUAUUCAAAGAAACCUGCAGUGCUUCGUAACAAAAAUGCUGCAUCUUUGACGAGGGAUUGGACAGAACAGGAAACCUUACUUUUGUUAGAAGGUUUAGAAAUGUACAAGGACGAUUGGAAUAAGGUCUGUGAACACGUGGGGUCAAGAACACAGGAUGAAUGUAUACUUCACUUUCUCAGAUUGCCCAUAGAAGAUCCUUACUUAGAAGACCCAGAAGCUGGUGGUGCUUUGGGUCCUCUGGCAUAUCAACCAAUUCCCUUCAGCAAAGCCGGUAAUCCAAUCAUGUCUACUGUUGCAUUUCUGGCUUCCAUAGUAGAUCCAAGGGUUGCAGCGGCGGCUGCCAAAUCGGCAAUGAAUGAAUUUGCUAGUAUUAAAGACGAAGUACCUGCCGCUGUAAUGGAUGCGCAUUUAAAGAACGUAGAAGCAUCAUCCGCUGAAGGAAAAUACGAUCCAGCUGCGAAUUUAGCGUUAACGGGCAUAGCAGGUACCGCUCCUGAAAAAGAAGAGGAAGACAAGGUUAAGAAGGAAGAGAAAGAUGAUGAGAAAUCGACUGAAGAGCCAAAACGUAAUGGAGAUGAGCAGGAGGACAAAGAAAAGGUAAAAUCUGAACCAGAAGUUGAAAAGGAAGAGAAAAUGGAUACCAGUGAAGUAAAAUCGGAGAAAGUUGUCAAAGAUAGUGAAAUGCAGAGCGCAGCUGCAGCUGCUUUGGCGGCAGCCGCGGUUAAAGCUAAACAUCUCGCGGCAGUGGAGGAAAGGAAGAUCAAGUCUCUCGUUGCUCUGUUGGUCGAAACACAAAUGAAGAAGCUCGAAAUUAAAUUACGUCACUUUGAGGAAUUAGAAACUACUAUGGAGAGGGAGCGCGAAGGGUUGGAGUAUCAAAGGCAGCAGCUGAUAACUGAACGUCAGCAAUUUCACUUAGAGCAACUGAAGGCCGCAGAGUUUAGAGCACGACAACAAGCUCAUCAAAGAUUACAGGCGGAGCAGGGGCAGUGGCCGGCCCAACAACCUGCAAUGUCUGGUCAUAGCGCUCCUUCUAGCGAUACUGGCCCAAGCACCACACCCACACCUCCUUCACCGCAAGCGUCUGCCGUUGCGUCACCGCAAGCACCACCGCACCAUCACAUCUGAGUUAUUCACCCCUUUUCUCUUUUGAUUACUUUUUUGCAUUAUCCAUCCUUAGCAAGUUAUUAUUCAAUAUCCAAUUUACCAUGCCAUAGUAUAUAAUUUCACUUUUUUACAUAUAUAAAUUUCCAUGUAAUUUGCAAUAUAAAAUAUUGUGAUGCAGGUUAUCAAAUGAAAAUUCUACUAUUGACAUUUAAUUUUAAAUUUUUGAGUUUCUGGAGCAAUUUGUUCUUUAAUUUUUUUUACAUCUUGGUUUGUAAAUAAGUUAUUGUUUAAUAUUUAAUUUAGAACGCCAUAGUAGGUACCCCAAGCAGUGCUGAUUUUUUUGGUAAGGUUAGGUAAAAUGCAGAGAAGUGGGAUAUUUGGUAUCCAAGAAUUAUCAAUUUCGUUUGCCUAUGACAGAAUGAUUAAUUAUUAAGUGAAAUAUUUUGCUUAUUUGUAUUACUUUUUUAUCUAUUUUUUAUUUUCAGGAGCAAGUAGACCAAUUUGUCCCCAUUUUUUUGGUUAGUUGGUUAAUUGCAGCCAUAACGCGAUAGUAACAUUUCACUUAUUUACACAUGUCCAAUUUUUAAUUAUGAGAUAACCUAAAAUGCAAAGGGACUGCAUAAGUGGUAUAAAAAGCUAUCGAUUUUGUACGUGAAUUAGGUUGUGGGUGCAGCGAUUGUUUACUUUUUUUCAUACCAUUUUUAUAUUUUCCUACAAUAGCAGAAUAUGCCAUACAGGCGACGUGUAUUUUGUAAGUCUACAUUUAGUCCUAGUAUAUACCAUAUCGAAUUUAUUAUUUUGGCAUUGAAUUUUUUACGUUUAGAUUGAGGAAACUCAUUGAAAAUAAAUUUGGCAUUUAUGCAUUAUAUUUAAAAUCUAGACUUAGUCUUAGUCUGUAACAUAGCGACAACUAAUUUGGGGAGUGAUUUUUUUACAUCUAUGUAUUUGGGGAAAUUUUGGGAAUAUAAUUGUACAAAUUCAAUUUUAUUAUGGAACAUUGUGGUACUUGAUUAAUAAAACAUUUUUUGG